GUCUGCUGGAGUUCCAGGUCCUGCUCCUGCUCUCACCCCCCAAGAAGAUGAAAUUCUCUGCAGCAAUUCUUGCUCUUCUCCUCAUUGCAGCCUCUUGCUCCCAAACUUUCUCUGGCCCGGCUGGAUCCGACCUCCCAACCUGCUGCAUCUCCUACACCCACCACAGGCUCCCAGGGAAGCUCAUCCUGGGUUAUUACAGCACCAGCACCAGCUGCAGCCUCCAGGCCAUCGUGUUCAUAACAAGGAGAGGCCGCCAGGUCUGUGCCAACCCCAGGGACACCUGGGUUCAGCAUCACCUGAAAAACUUGAAGCAGAAAUGAGUGAAUCAGGACUGCAGGCAUAGCUGCUGCCAUGAAUGAGCCACCUGAUCCUGAGCUCCUGGAGCAGGACCCUGGGGCAAGAGGAGCUGCACGAAGGGGCUGCUGGAGCCUCCUCAUGUUGGGUGCUGCUGCCAGGCUGCAACCUCAUCUCUGACACCUCCACCUGUGGCCUGCCCAUGGGACUGCACCUCUGUGCUUCUUAUAGUAUUGUAAAUUAUUUAAGAAAACCUCAUAUGGAAUAGGCAGUACUUUCUCCUGGGAAUGAUAAUGCUCUUUAUGGGAGGGAGGUUGAAAGUGUAUUUAUAGGAGGGGGGCUCAGAGUCCCAGCCUUGGAUGAGGGAUGGCCCUGC
Molecule: messenger RNA, 670 nt
Organism: Calypte anna (Anna's hummingbird)
Lineage: Eukaryota; Metazoa; Chordata; Aves; Apodiformes; Trochilidae
Product: C-C motif chemokine 4-like
Exons: 3
Coding region: 48-320 (90 amino acids)
Biological process (GO): neutrophil chemotaxis; cellular response to tumor necrosis factor; cellular response to type II interferon
Cellular component (GO): extracellular region
Molecular function (GO): CCR chemokine receptor binding; chemokine activity
Source: RefSeq, a predicted model, not a curated record